Molecule: messenger RNA, 5065 nt
Organism: Alosa sapidissima (American shad)
Lineage: Eukaryota; Metazoa; Chordata; Actinopteri; Clupeiformes; Clupeidae
Gene: mkln1
Product: muskelin 1, intracellular mediator containing kelch motifs
Exons: 18
Coding region: 32-2326 (764 amino acids)
Cellular component (GO): cytoplasm
Molecular function (GO): protein binding
Source: RefSeq, a predicted model, not a curated record
GAUCGUUGCUGCCUGUUAUUUGUGCAACAAGAUGGCGGUGGCUCCUGAGAACAGAGUGCUUUCCUACAGUGUUUUUAAAUGGAGCUCUUACUCCUCUACAUACUUGCCAGAAAACAUCUUGGUGGAUAAGCCCAGUGACCAGUCUUCACGAUGGUCCUCUGAAAGUAACUACCCUCCACAGUACCUGACACUGAAGUUGGAGCGGCCGGCCAUCGUGCAGAGCAUCACCUUUGGGAAGUACGAGAAGACCCACGUGUGCAACCUGAAGAAGUUCAAGGUGUUUGGGGGAAUGAGUGAGGAGAACAUGACCGAGCUUCUGUCCAGUGGUCUUAAGAAUGACUUCAACAAGGAGACCUUCACGCUCAAGCACAAGAUCGAGGAGCAGAUGUUUCCCUGCAGGUUCAUCAAGAUAGUGCCUCUUAUGUCAUGGGGACCAAGCUUCAACUUCAGCAUCUGGUACAUCGAGCUCCACGGCAUUGAGGAGCCAGACGUGGUCCAGCCCUGCUUGAACUGGUACAGCAAGUACAGGGAGCAGGAGGCCAUCCGGUUGUGUCUGAAACACUUUCGGCAGCACAACUACACGGAGGCGUUCGAAUCGUUGCAGAAGAAGACGCGCAUCGCUCUGGAACAUCCCAUGCUCACACAUCUGCACGCACGCCUAGUGCAGAGCGGCGACUUCGACGCCUGCGAGGAGCUCAUCGACAAGGCCGUCAGAGAUGGUUUGUUCAACCAGUACAUCAGUCAGCAGGAGUAUAAACCCCGCUGGAGUCAGAUCAUGCCCAAAUGCAACAAAGGGGAUGGAGAUGAUAGCCGGCCUGGCAUGAGAGGUGGCCAUCAGAUGGUUAUUGAUGUGCAGACAGAGACGGUGUAUUUGUUUGGUGGCUGGGAUGGCACGCAGGACCUAGCAGAUUUCUGGGCGUACAGCGUUCAGGACAACCAGUGGGCAUGUCUCUCCAGAGACACAGAGAAAGAGGGCGGUCCGAGUGCGCGCUCCUGCCAUAAGAUGUGCAUCGACUCGCAGCGGCGGCAGAUCUACACGCUCGGCCGCUACCUGGACUCAUCUGUGCGCAACAGCAAGUCCCUCAAGAGUGACUUCUACUGUUACGACAUCCACAAGCACACCUGGACACUCCUCAGCGAGGACACCGCGGCCGACGGAGGACCCAAACUGGUGUUCGACCACCAGAUGUGCAUGGACUCGGAGAAGCAUAUGAUCUACACGUUUGGCGGUCGCAUCUUGACGUGUAACGGGAGUGUGGACGAUGGCCGCUCGUCUGAGCCGCAGUUCAGUGGGCUCUUUGCGUACCACUGCGCCACGGCAACCUGGAGCCUCCUGCGUGAGGACUCCUGCAACGCCGGGCCCGAGGACGUCCAGUCACGCAUCGGACACUGCAUGCUCUUCCACACGAGGAAUCGUUGUCUGUACGUGUUCGGCGGCCAGCGCUCCAAGACGUAUCUCAACGACUUCUUCAGCUAUGACGUGGACGCUGACCACGUGGAGAUCAUCUCCGACGGCACCAAGAAGGACUCAGGCAUGGUUCCCAUGACUGGCUUCACCCAGCGCGCCACCAUCGACCCUGAGCUGAAUGAGAUCCACGUGCUCUCCGGCCUCAGCAAGGACAAGGACAAGCGCGAGGAGAACGUCCGCAACUCCUUCUGGAUCUACGACAUCGCCCGUAACAACUGGUCGUGUGUGUAUAAGAAUGACCAGGCGGUGAAGGACGCCCCCAGUAAGAGCCUCCAGGAGGAGGAGCCAUGCCCACGCUUUGCCCAUCAGCUGGUCUACGACGAGCUGCACAAGGUGCAUUACCUGUUUGGGGGUAACCCAGGGAAGUCGUGCUCCCCUAAGAUGCGCCUGGACGACUUCUGGUCGCUGAAGCUGUGUCGGCCCUCCAAGGAGUACCUGCUACGUCACUGCAGAUACCUCAUCAGGAAGUACAGGUCAGUCACGCCAGAUACCUCAUCAGGAAGUACAGGUCAGUCACACCAGAUACCUCAUCAGGAAGUACAGGUCAGUCACGCCGGAUACCUCAUCAGGAAGUACAGGUUUGAAGAGAAGGCACAGACUGAACCCUUGAGUGCUCUGAAGUACCUGCAGAAUGACCUCUCACUCACUGUUGACCAUUCAGACCCCGACGAGACUAAAGAGUUCCAGCUGCUUCCUUCAGCUCUCUUCAAGUCCAGCUCAGAUUUCAUUCCACUGGGUUUCUCUGGUGUUGACCAGACCUAUGCCCAGCGCACGCAGCUCUUCGACACGCUCGUCAACUUCUUCCCCGACAGCAUGGCCCCGCCCAAAGGCAACCUGGUCGACCUCAUAACACUCUAGCCACGCCCACUUGCGUGCUGACGGACAGCUGGUCCCCAUGUCACCCAGCGAGGCCAGCGAGAGUGGACGAUCCUCCCUGAGUGUGUGUGUGUGUGUAAAUCUGUUACUACAGUAUAUAACAUGUGUCUGUGAGUUGUGAGGGUCAAACCGUGUUUGAGUGUGUUUGAGUGUGUUUGAGUGUGUAUGAGCGUGUAUGAGCGUGUUUGAGCUGGUAUGCCCAUGAGAUCAUGAUCUGGAGAAAGUGUGUGUGUGUGUCUGUGUGUUCACACAAGCCUGUGACACGGCUUGAAUUUGAAAUGGGAACGAUGCAACACAUAUGGCGGUCAGUCACAAGCGGAAUUGUGUUGAUGCCGUCAUGGUCAGCUGGAGAGUUCACAUCCUCAACAGUCUGAAGAUUCCCCUUGUUGUGAGCUUCUGAUUCUUUAACUAUGAGCUGCACUGGAAGGACGGAGACUUCGAACUCUCCUUUGCUUUGUCCCUUUUUCCCACACUCAUCACACACAGACGUGUGUGUGUGCGCGCACACUCAUCACACACGUUGUUGUUGGAGAGUGUAGAUCAUGUUACUGUGUGUGUAUGACGCUACAUCUGAUGUUUUGUGUCAAGCUGAGGGCUGGCCUACAUUUCCCAGAAUUCUUUGCUAGAAUUAAGUGAUGAUGCUUCUAAUGUAUGAAUUGGUACUGAAUUUGGGAUUUUGAGGUUUUUUUUUGUCCCUUCUACCAUUGGUAGUUGGUAGUUGCACAUCCACACACAACCUGGGGCUGUCAUCUUUACCAAGAAGAACUGAUUUUCCAGGCAAUGUUCUUAUGUACAUUCUGUGUGUGUGUGUGUGUGUGUGUGUGUGUGUGUGUGUGUGUGUGUGUGUGUGUGUGUGUGUGUGAGAGAGAGAGAAUGGAGAGGGGUUGUGGGGGUUGUAACAGACACUAAACUUUGAGAGUUUUUUGAGUGUGCGAAUUCAUGGGUGCUAACUAGGCCAACUUGACCAUAUGCACUUUUUCACAAGCUUGACAGAACAAAAUAAUCUCAGUCUUCUAGCUAGCUAUCACUAGAGCACUGAUCUUUUGGAGAGGUGUGUGUGUUUUUUUUCAAGCAGGGUUUGGUGUGUAAAGAGUGGAGUACAAUUAACAGCUUUGAUUUGUAAGGGCUUUCUGUACAGAUCAUGAGCUGAAAGGUGUGUGUUGUGUGUGUGUGUGUGUGUGUGUGUGUGUGUGUGUGUGUGUGUGUGUGUGUUCUCAUCAAUGAGAUAAACAUGUUGUUCUGUUCCAGGUGUGUGUGGGGGGGGGUCCCAGAGUAUGAUUCAGCAUGCUUGCGCCACCUUUCUUCCUGGGGACUGUGUGUGUGUGUGUGAGAGAGAGGGAGAGAGAGAGAGAAAGUGAGAACAAGAGACAGAAGGAUGACCCCUAUAAAGGUCAACAUAUGGUCUCAAAAUAUUUCCCAGUUGCUUGUUUUUGUGAGAGAGGGCAAGAGUUAGUGAGUGUGUGUGUGUCAGAGAGGGCAAGAGUUAGUGAUUGUGUGUAUGUGUGUGAGAGAGGGCAAGAGUUAGUGAUUGUGUGUAUGUGUGUGAGAGAGGGCAAGAGUUAGUGAUUGUGUGUAUGUGUGUGAGAGAGGGCAAGAGUUAGUGAUUGUGUGUGUUGUCCAUUGUCCAAGUUGCCUCUGUUAAAAAGUGACCCUGAUAUAAGGUUGCUGGGGACUCCAGACCCUGAUGUUCCCGUAUGGUGUGGGCUUUUCUGUCCAGACUAGUUGUAGGGGUGUCUUAUCUGUGUGUGUGUGUGUGGGGGGGGGGGGGGGUAUCUGUUCUGGAACUUUGUUCAUUUAUUUAUUGUUUUACCCCCCUCUUCACUGUCGGCUUCCCAUUUGUAUGAGAGUUCUCACAGUGCAGAAGUCGGGAGGAAGUGUGUGUGUGUGUGUGUGUGUGUGUGUGUGUGUGUGUUCUGGUGAGCUGGCUCAUGUCCCCCAUGAUGCUGUUGUCGUGUGUGUGUGUGUCCGUUGUAGUAGCACUUCACGCUCAAGUCAGCCUCUCUGAGCUGUGAUUGGCUCAAUGGUGUCAUAAUGCUCUCAGUGUUAUCUCUUAACGUGUGUGUCCAGUGUUUGUCUGCGGCUGCAUACAAUGUGUGUGUGUGUGUGUGUGUGUGUGUGUGUGUGUGAGAGAGAGAGAGAGAGAGCAAUUGUGUGUGUUUGUGAUACUCCAUUAUCCCCCAGCUCUAAUUUAGUGAACGUGGUUCAUGGGUUAACUGACAUGUCAUUUUGGAAAUAAUGUUUUUGACUUUGACCGUAUUUAAAGAAAAUAAGAAGGAAGAUGAUGAUCGGAUUCAGGGCUUUUUCUGUGAUUGUUGCCAUAGUCACUAGAACUGGGUUUUAUUUUGUACCAUAAGAUUAAUCGAUAGGUAUUCAAAACCCAACUUAUAAUGUUAACGAUAAAAAAAAAAGAAAGCACCUUUUUUGUUGAACCAUAAUGCCAAAUAUAUUAACUUUUGUUUGCUUCUUCCUCUGUGUGGGGGACCUGAGUGAUUUUUUUUUUUUUUUUUUUUUUUUUUUUUUUCCCCUUCUGUUUUGAUUCUCUCCAUCCUCCCCUCCUCCUUGGUGACACGGGGUGUGUAUGUGUGGGGGUGUGAUGGGAGGGGGGGGGGUAACUACACUGUGGCGCAGCUGAAUGUGUAGAAGCUCACUGUAGAAUUUGCAUUGUAUGUAAUGUACAUAACGUAAAAAUAAAGAUUGUAUUUUGUUCAGGUUUUUUCGUAA